This is a messenger RNA of Oldenlandia corymbosa var. corymbosa, 1156 nucleotides long. The record is from the annotation of a GenBank genome assembly. NCBI's taxonomy places the organism in Eukaryota, Viridiplantae, Streptophyta, Magnoliopsida, Gentianales, Rubiaceae.
UACUCUCUCUAUCUCAUAAUUAUUGUCCUAUUUGAGUUUUCAUUUUUAGUUCAAAUUGUAUUAAAAGCGAGAUCUCAAACUGGACAAUAAUUUUGAGACAGAAAGAGUACCUAUAUAUCACAGUCCAAUGUUCAAUUAUGAUGCUAAUAAGUUAAGGCGUAAUUAGCACUACAGAGUUUGGAAUUUCGAUCUAUAUUGCUAAAAAAAAUGAACUCCUCUUGCACAGCCCAGAAGUUAAAUGGCAAAGUGGCAAUCAUCACCGGCGGUGCAAGUGGAAUCGGGGAAGCCACCGCUCGCAAGUUCGCCGAACACGGUGCACGCGCGGUGGUGAUCGCGGACGUGCAAGAAGAAAAGGGCCGUCAAGUGGCGGAAUCAAUCGGAUCAGAUCGCUGCACUUUCGUCAAGUGCGACGUCACCGACGAGGAGCAAGUCAAGUCCCUUGUGAAGUCAACGGUGGAAAAACACGGUCAACUCGACAUCAUGUUCAGCAAUGCCGGGACGGUGAGCAAGUGUCCACAGGACACGCUGAGUUUGGAUCUGGACGCGUACGAGAAGCUCUUCACGGUCAACGUCCGCGGAAUGGCGGCCUGCGUGAAGCACGCGGGCCGGGCCAUGGUGGACGCCGGCGAUAGGGGGAGCAUCAUUUGCACGGCCAGCGUCAUGGCUUAUUGCGGAUCGGCCUACAGUAUUGAUUACACGAUGUCGAAGCACGCGGUGUUGGGGCUGGUCCGGUGCGCGAGUAAAGGGCUCGGCGAACACGGGAUUCGGGUGAAUUGCGUGGCACCGGGCCUGAUCGCGACGCCGUUGGCGUGCGGGGCAUUUGGGAUGAGCCGGGAGGAGCUGGAGAAGAGAUUCGAAGAUGAUUUUGUUAUGAAGAAGUCGGGUUAUUUGAAACCGGAAAAUGUUGCGGAUGCGGUGUUGUUUUUGGCUUGUGAUGAUUCCAAGUUUGUGACUGGGCAUAAUUUGGUGGUGGAUGGUGGUUUCGUGCCCAGGGGAUUAUAAAUUAUUAUUGCAAUUAUUAAAUCAAGACCAGUUUGCCAGCUUUUUAUAUGCAAUUAUCUUCAUGGAUGCGCAGAUAUAUCAUUUCUUUUUUUGUUUCCAGCUGCAAUUUCUGUUUUUUUUUUUUAAUUUUUUUUUAUAGUGUAAAGAGACUGCU